AUGCAGAACAAAGCUGUGAACAACCCUUUAGAUGAUCACGUCCAACUACUUGAAGACAAGGAUGAAGCUGUGAACGUUCAGUUAAAAAAUAUAGCUGAUUUUAUUCCGCGGUGUGAUCCUUCGAAGAAACCAUUUUUAAAUCAGACUUUCAACGAUUUGGAUUCUGUUUACGAGUUCUACAAAGAAUACGGACGAGUUUGUGGUUUCGAUAUUAAAAAAUCAGCUGGAAAAAAACGACAGAUCAGGGAAUACAAUCAGUAUGGUAUGGUUUUUGUACCUUUGAUUGGCAUAGAUAACCAUUGGAAAAGCACUACAUUUGCUGGUGCUUUGCUUGAGAGCGAAUCCGCAGAAAGCUUCAAGUGGCUAUGUAACUCUAUGAAAAGCAUUUUAGGACGAGAACCGAAAUGUAUCAUCACAGACCAAUGCCCAGCAAUGAAAGUUGCAUUGGAGAUUGUAUUUCCACUAGUUAAACACAGGCUUUGUAUGUGGCAUUUUAUGAAGAAGUUCCCAUCAAAGCUAGGGUCAUUGUUUUGCGCAGAAUCUGCGUUCAUGGACAGAUUAAAUAAGUUUGUUUGGUCUGACCAUACAUCACCGUUAGAUUUUGAGGAAGGUUGGAACGAAGUCAUAUCAGAUUUUAAUCUUUCCGGUAAUAAAUGGCUUACCGAAUUAUACGAUAUACGUCAUUCAUGGAUACCUGCAUACUUCAAUGACGAACCAAUAACCUUGUCAAACAAGGAAAUCGAGAAAGAUGCUGCACAACAUUACACAAGGGUAAUGUUCUACAAGAUACACGAGGAGAUCAUGGGAUUCAGUGGAGAUAUCUCUAUUAUGGACUUGAAAAUGGUUGAUUCAGUCAAAACAGUUGUCAUAAAAGAUCCUCAAAAUAAAUCAAAUUUAUUUGAGGUAUCUAUAAAUCUUGAAACACACGAUUUAGAGUGCUCUUGUAAGCUUUUCACACGCGUGGGAUACCUAUGUAGCCAUGCAUUUUUCUAUUUAGGUAUUAGUGGAAUCCACAUAAUACCAAGGCAGUAUGUUAUGAAUAGGUGGCUAAAGAAAGCAGUGGAGAGAUUUUCAACAUUAGAGCUUGGAGAAAUUUCAGACCCACUAUCUGGGGAAGAGUCUCGUAGAAAGAAGCUGCAGGAGUGUUGGUUUAUUUUCCAAAGUUGUGUUAGUGAGGCAUCCUCUGACCAAGGUCAAAUUAAUUACCAUUACGAUAGUUUGAAGGUGAUUUCAGAACAAAUGAAGAUAUCCAAGAAAAGUGCAGGGUAUUGUUUAAUCCCAGACAUGGUUGAAAAUUUAAUCGGUUCAAAGAUUGUGGAAGAUGUAACGGUAUUACCUCCCAACCAGAGUAAUAAUAAGGGUUGUAGAAAGAGAAUGGUAAACCCCGCUGAGAAAUCACUUGGAGGGAAAAAAAGAACAAUAAGACAAUAUCAGUUCUGUAAUACUCAAGCUUAUCAUGAUUCUAGGAACUGUCCGGAGAAAAAAAAAAGAAGGAACAUCCGGAACAGUAGUAGAAGAUAA
Molecule: messenger RNA, 1521 nt
Organism: Daucus carota subsp. sativus
Lineage: Eukaryota; Viridiplantae; Streptophyta; Magnoliopsida; Apiales; Apiaceae
Product: protein FAR1-RELATED SEQUENCE 2-like
Exons: 6
Coding region: 1-1521 (506 amino acids)
Biological process (GO): regulation of DNA-templated transcription
Molecular function (GO): zinc ion binding
Source: RefSeq, a predicted model, not a curated record